CCCUCAGGUCAGAACAAUACCAACACCAUGUCAGCUCAGAAAGUCGUUCUCGUCACCGGCGCCACUAAUGGCAUUGGUUACGAAACGGUCAAAGCAUUCCUACAGUCCCCGAAUAGUUACCACAUAUACCUCGGCAGCCGAUCCUUAGAGAAAGGCAACGCUGUCCUCGAGAAGCUCCGGUCCGAAUGUCCGGGAACCAGUAAUACUGUGGAAGUGCUCCAAAUCGACCUAUACAGCGACGAAUCCAUAGAGAAAGCUUUCGAGACCGUCAAAAGCGGGCAAGGGCGUCUCGACGUUCUCAUCAACAAUGCCGGCGGCGGUUUCGACAAGGAAUUCACACAAGGCAAAAUGUCUCUCCGGGAAUGCUUCACGAAAGCCUACGACCUCAACGUCGCGGGUACCAACGUCGUGACAUGGACCUUCACCCCCUUACUCCUGAAGUCCUCUACUACCCCGCGGAUCCUGUUCCUCGCGGGUCUAUCGCAGAUGACGCAAGCCGCAGAGUCGUAUUUCCCCACGCCGCCACAGCCCGCGGGAUGGCCGAAGACCAUCGACUUUGAAACUAUCGGGUAUCGCUGCAGUAAGACCGCCUUGAGUAUGCUCAUGCUCGACUGGGACCAUAAGCUCCGGGCGGACGGGAUCAAGGUCUUCAGCGUCUCCCCGGGGUUCUGCGCCACGGGACUGGGGGAUCUCGGCGAAGAUGUCAUGGCGGCCAUGGGGGCUGUGCAUCCGAGUGAAGGCGCGCGCAGGCUUGUUAGUGUUGCGGAGGGAAGCAGGGAUGCGGAUUCUGGGAAGAUUCUGGAUAAAGUUGGGUUUCUUCCGUGGUAGAAGGUAAUUAGUUGAUUUUGAUUCAUCUAAUAAUGUACCUUUUCUGCCUUCUCAAAGGAAAAAGAGUUAUAAAAAGAGAGAGAAAAAAUCGAGAAUUGCCCCUAUUUAGGACCCAAACGCAGCGCAUCACCAAACGCAUGACUUUCCCCCCUUCUAUCCUCAAUACUAAAAAACAACAGACUCACACCAACACAACACCUCAACCUAGACCAACCAACGAAAUUUCAAAACCACUCACAUCCAGCUCGACAAACAACCCUCAUCUUCCUAUCCCAACAGCAUCAAUUAUUGCCAAGCCUAGCCUCGCAAAAACAGCUCAGACAACAUACUCACCACCAUAAUCCUGCUCCGGCAACUAUAUUUCCAACACUAUCCCGGUAUUAUCAGCAACUAAGUUCAUGAGAACUACAAAUGCCCAGGGUGCAACGGACCUUUCAACCUCUAUUCCAUUUCAACCAGCUUGACGGAUCUGUGGUUAAGAAACGUGUUGUGAACAAAGCCCAUGAGUAUUAGAUAGUACCGUCAUACGUAAUUUACAAGAUUCUCUGAUUGACAUGCAUUUACUAGUCUCUGAUGAAA
Molecule: messenger RNA, 1407 nt
Organism: Xylaria bambusicola
Lineage: Eukaryota; Fungi; Ascomycota; Sordariomycetes; Xylariales; Xylariaceae
Product: NAD(P)-binding protein
Exons: 3
Coding region: 28-828 (266 amino acids)
Source: RefSeq, a predicted model, not a curated record